Messenger RNA from Biomphalaria glabrata, 1997 nucleotides. RefSeq names its product arrestin domain-containing protein 3-like. The coding region runs from base 170 to 1438 and encodes 422 amino acids. Gene Ontology annotation, cellular component: cytoplasm. The record is from RefSeq and is a predicted model, not a curated record. The transcript has 8 exons. Gene Ontology annotation, biological process: protein transport. NCBI's taxonomy places the organism in Eukaryota, Metazoa, Mollusca, Gastropoda, Planorbidae.
AAAGGUUAAUUCCGGGUCACUGCGCAACAGGAAGAUGGAGGAUAAUUCAUAACAUUACCCAGUGCAGAUUUUUUGGUUUGAGCUGCACUGGACUUUUUCGUAAUUUUCGAAAAAUGUAACCCUAACUAAACAGUUUUUAAGAAAAUAAAAGUCGAGAAACGUUAAAGGAAUGGGUAAAUUGAAGUGUUUUGAAAUUAUUCUGUCUGGAAGUAAGACCGUUUAUCAUCCAGGCGAACGAGUGCAAGGAAUUGUUGUAGUGGAACUGAAGGGCGACAUGAAGAUGCGAUCUCUUCGAAUUUUUAUGAAAGGCGUUGCUAAAGUACACUGGACGGAAUCAAGAAGUACAGGCAGCAGACUUGGUUCUUACACAGAACACUAUAAUGCAGAAGUGGAGUAUUUUUUUAAACGACAAGUUUUAUUUGGAGGAGAAGUGGCUGAUGGUAGAGACACAUUAUCUGAUGGACAUCAUGAAUUAAACUUUUCAUUUGAUUUGCCAAUGGGUGGCAUAUCAACAAGUUUUGAAGGAAAACAUGGCAGCAUACGAUAUUGGUUGAAAGCUGAAAUGGAUAAACCAUGGUCAUUCAACCAUAAAACCAAAAAAGCCUUCACCGUUAUUAGCCCCAUCGACAUCAAUCGUCCAGAAUAUCAAGUUCAAGUCGAAAGCAGCGUAGAGAAAACAUUAUGUUGUUGGUUGUGUACAUCAGGACCUAUUUCAAUCACAUCUAGAACAGAUAGACGAGGAUAUUGUCCUGGUGAAUCCAUUGCUAUCUCGGCAGAAUUUGAUAAUCAUUCAUCUCGUACUGUGAUCCCCUAUGCCACAUUGUACCAGUCACAAACUUUUUUUGCCAGUGGUAAGUCCCGUGUCAGACGCACCAAGUUCACCGUCCUCACUGGUCUUCCAGUAGCUCCAGGCACAAGAGGAUCAUGGGACUCUCAGCUGUUAAAGAUCCCUGCAGUGACUCCAUCCAUCAUCAACUGUUGUGUCAUGAAAGUAGACUACUAUGUCAAGGUUGCUUUACAUAUAAAUGGUGCCUACAAUUUAACAAUGCAUUUGCCUGUUGUGAUUGGCACUGUGCCUUUCAGACAAGCUCCCAGCUACCGUUACACGGACUCUCGCUACUACAGAGAAACUCAGGCUCAGUUUGCUUCUGUCAGCCUGCUGCCAGUACCCCCACCCUACAGAGAAAUGAUCACGCCACCACCUCCAUUUGAUGAACCUCCUACGUAUGCAGAGAGCAUCAGUGGUGCUGUUAAUUUAGAUGAUGAUGAUGACGACAAUGAGGCACCGGGAGUAAACAUGGGAGACCUGACCUAUACACCUAUGUAUCGCUAUGUCUACAACUAUAGACCACCCCCAGCUUAUCAUGAAACUGACUCAAAUGGGCUUUCUAAUCUAGAGCACAUAUCACUCACAGUUUGCAGUGACGAUGAUUCGUGAUGAACUCUUUGUUACCACAAGAACAUAACAGGAUUGCUAGACUGUAUGGUAAACAUUUGGUACAAAUUAAAAGAGGACUCAGUCACACAUCUGUACUUCUGUACCCCAGCAGUCAUAUUUAUUUACAAUACCCAUUUCUAACAAAAUAACAGACCCAAUGUUUUCAAGAAACAGAAAAUAAUCUUUUAUGAUAAACUUUUUAUCUAAAAUGUUUGUUAUAAACCAUUACAUACUUUACAUUGGCGUGCUUCUUUUAAUAAAUCUCAACAUGACAAAAAUAAUAGAAGCAAAAUAAUAAUUUUACGCCUCAGGCCCCACCUCCUCCUUUUAUUUUUUUAUUUUAUUUUCAGAUUUUGUAUUAUUACCAAACAAAGAUGUCCAUCUAUAAUAAAUUUUCUAAACAAAUUGUACAAAGUGUAUUCUAAUAACAUUUGUUAUUAUUUAUUUAUUAUUUAGUGUAACAAAUUGCAGCUCAAAUGUUUAAACUGUUUCAACAGAAAUACAUUUACUAGUAUAUGAUCAAUACUAUCUUAAUUAUUAGACCCAGAGAAAAACAACA